GUUGUAAUUGUAAAUUGAAAUGGAAGAGAGAAAGAAAAAAAGCAGGGGAAAAGGCCAGUAGCAAGCUAGCAAGUACAAUGAAAGCGGGAAACAUCCUCGGAAAUGCUUGCAUUCCAUGGAAACCCACACUCCCACCCCACCUCCCUCCUCCCCUCUCCAUCUUCCGUUGCUUCUCUGCCUUGCCUUCUUCCAGUUCACUGAAAACCAAAAUGAAGCCGAAGAGAGAUUGGGCUGCUGAUUGGAUAUCGAAGUACGACGACACCGUUCGAGGCUUUCCCAUAUUUGUCGGAGGUGCUUCUCUCUUAGCCGUGCUCGUCAAUCGCGCCGUUACAGGCAUAGCUCCCGUUGCUGAUGCCAGCAGUUCACAAUCGAGGGCUGAUUUGUUAACACUUGGAUUGGCUGUUACUAAUAUAUUAACUGGUCUGGUAUGGCUGACAAUUCGCCCUAAAUCUAUCUCUGUGGUAAAUCCUCAAGGCGUGGAAUGCCGGUUUAUAUUUUCCCACCUUCCUGAUUUUGUAGUUUCCGAGCUUUUAUGGGCAUGGGAGUCUCUGUCAGGUGUUACAUGCUGCAGGUCUCUAGUUGUUGUUUAUGAUUGCCGUUGUAUCCUACAAAUUGGGGUGGCAGCUGAAUCUGUCAAUAAUGAAGCACUGGCUGUUGAUGCAGCCAAGUUGAUGCAAGGAUCUCUUUACCAGGCUGCUAUAAAAUCUGCAUCUCAGAGCUACUUGGCCAACCUUUCUCUCUACCCUGGGAGAUCUGAGUUGCCAUUUCUACCUUUGAACACACAGGCAGUGAUCUUGCAGCCGCUCGGAGACAAAGGAAUUGUAAUAAUUGGUGGUGACACAAUUAGGGGGUUCACAUCUUCCGACCAGGCAUGGAUUACGCUUAUUGGAGAAAAACUGGAAGCUACUCUUGCAAAAUAUGUUACAAAUGAACGAUUGGCAGUGCAAGAUAGACUCUGAAAAUAACUAUAUCCAACUGUGGAUUCUCAUGUGUAUAUAUAUAGCAUUUGCUGUGUCCAUUAUUUAAGGAGACAAAAUGUCAUCAAACCAAAUCAUAGCGAGGCAGAACGAAGAUGGAGUGAAAACAGGAGGCAUUGUAUGGUGAGCCCACCUCGUGCCAAAUGUGUGGGUUUCUAGGGAUAGACACUUUGACUUUUGAGUUGUAAUAGCACAUGAAGCAUAAACAUUUUUCAAAUUUUCAUUAAUGAGUUUACAGAUUGAGCUGGUAACCUUAACAUUUGUACCACUUAUGGUUCAUAGCAGCUUGAUCAUUAUUUCUUUUC
Populus nigra (black poplar) is the source of this 1282-nucleotide messenger RNA. RefSeq names its product protein COFACTOR ASSEMBLY OF COMPLEX C SUBUNIT B CCB4, chloroplastic. The transcript has 9 exons. Gene Ontology annotation, cellular component: chloroplast. The record is from RefSeq and is a predicted model, not a curated record. Gene Ontology annotation, biological process: cytochrome b6f complex assembly. Bases 78 to 959 code for a protein of 293 amino acids. NCBI's taxonomy places the organism in Eukaryota, Viridiplantae, Streptophyta, Magnoliopsida, Malpighiales, Salicaceae.